CGCUCGAUCGAUACAGAUUGCUUUAAACGUCGUAAGAACAGGGCGAACGUGUCGCGGGAAAGCCGGACGAACGAAACGGCCAAGCGGUAAAAUAUCCAUCGGCGAUGUUGUGAUUUCGAAGGACAACCUCGAUCAAGAAAAUACUAUACCGAUCAUGAAGUUCAUCGUGUGUAUCAUCUCAACAGUGGUACUGCAAGCAUCAGCUCUAAUCCAAUCUCCACCACGGAUAUCCAAACAACCCCCGACAGAUGAGCAGUUAUUUCAAGUGGCUCAGGCAAAGAUUAAUGAGAAUGACAAACCAUUUUUAAUUGAAUGCGAAGCGGAAGGAGAACCGGCUCCGAGGUAUCGAUGGAUUAAAAAUGGAAAAAACUUUGAGUGGCCGGCAUAUGAUGACCGUAUAUCCCAACAACCUGGUAGAGGUACACUGGUGAUCUCUAGACCGCGAGACGAAGAUCUGGGCCAGUAUCAAUGCUUCGCAGAGAACGAAUGGGGAAUUGCAACGUCCAAUUCAGUGUUUGUCAGAAAAGCUGAAUUGAACUCGUUCAAAGAUCAAAAUCCCAUAAGUCUGGAUGCAAACGAAGGACAACCGUUUAAACUAACUUGCCAGCCACCAGACGGUUGGCCAAAACCAAAUGUAUACUGGUUAAUUCAAGAUACCGCCGGUGGUAUCAAAUCGAUCAACAACUCGCGAAUGACUUUAGAUCCGGAAGGGAAUCUUUGGUUCAGCAACGUUACAAGAAACGAUGCUUCUGACGAUUUUUAUUACGCGUGUGCAGCUACAUCUGUAUUCAGAAAUGAAUAUAAAUUAGGUAAUAGAGUUUUAUUGAAUGUUAUCUCAUCAGGGAUAUCUGCUAGUCAAAAUAAGUACAAACCUGUUAAACAAUACGUCAGUAGAAAAAAUGAAGUUGCCUUACGCGGUAAGAAGAUUGAAUUAUAUUGCAUAUACGGCGGGACACCACUGCCACAAAUAGUGUGGAGUAAGAAUGGUGAAGUAAUUAGAACUAACGAUAGAAUAAUGCAAGGGAAUUACGGCAAGUCAUUGAUAAUUAAACAUGUCAAUUUCAAAGACGAAGGAACGUACACUUGCGAGGCGUCGAACGGUGUGGGUGACGCGAAAUCAUAUUCUAUUCACUUGCAAGUGAUGGCGGUGCCAUUCUUCACUAUCGAACCUGAAAUUAUAAAUGCAGCGGAAGACGAAACUGUUGAAUUCAAAUGCGCAGCUGAUGGAGUGCCUGUCCCUGAGAUAAAAUGGAUUCACAAUGGCAAACCGAUAUCGGAAGCUCCGCCAAAUCCACGUAGAAAAGUUACGCCAAAUUCCAUCAUUAUCGAAAAAUUGACUAAGAAGGAUACAGGAAAUUAUGGUUGCAACGCGACAAAUUCGUUGGGUUACGUGUACAAGGACGUGUACGUAAAUGUUUUAGCUCUAGAGCCUGAAAUUACUCAGCCACCCGCUGAUAUCGCUACGGUCGAUGGUAAAACCGUGAGAGUUACUUGCCGUGUAUUUGGAGCGCCGAAACCAGCCGUAAAAUGGAUUCGAAACGGGCAAGAACUGACCGGAGGACGAUACAAGAUCUUAGAUUCCGGCGACUUGGAAAUCGAUAACGUAAUAUUUUUAGAUGCUGGCACUUACACGUGCCACGCGUCAAAUAAAUUUGGAGAAGUAGAAGCCUCUGGUAAUCUAGCAGUGAAAGAACAUACUAGAAUCACGGAUGAACCGGAGGACUACGAAGUUGCUGCAGGCUCCACUGCAACCUUUAGAUGCAACGCCGUUACAGAUUCCAGUUUAACACUUACGAUCGACUGGUUAUGCAAUGGCGAGCCCAUCGAUUUUGAGAUGGAACCACGAUUCAUCCGAAGCACUGAUUACUCAUUAAUGAUUACAAAAACGACUGAACUAGAUACUGGUACUUAUACUUGCGUCGCUCAUACCGAGUUGGACGAGGCAAAAGCACAAGCAACACUGGUUGUACAAGAUGUACCAAAUCCGCCAAAAUUAAUCAGCGUCAUCUGUAUGGCCAGUGAAGCUACCAUACACUGGACUCCAAUGGGUGAUAACAGAGCACCGAUUUUGAGAUAUACUAUUCAACACAACACCACUUUCACGCCGGAUACAUGGGAAAUAUCGAAGGAUCCUGUUCCAGCAACUGAACAAACAUACGUUGUUCCAAUGUCGCCUUGGGCAAACUAUACAUUCCGUGUAUUAGCGUGGAAUAAAAUAGGUCCAUCGUUACCUUCGCCACACAGCGACGUAUGCACCACGUUACAAGACGUUCCUUACAAGAAUCCUGAUAACGUUAUGGGCAGGGGAACAACACCGCAGAAUCUGGUUAUAUCUUGGACAGUGAUGCCACAGAUUGAACACAAUGCCCCCAAAUUCAUGUACAGAGUAUAUUACAGACGUGAUAUACCAGGAGAGAAGUGGACUAUAGAGGACAUAAAUGAUUGGAGGAAAAACAGUUUGGUUGUAGACAAUCAACCAACUUAUCAAAAAUAUAAAAUUAAAGUGGUAGCUAUUAACGAAAGAGGUGAAUGUAGAAUUGCACCUGAAGAAGUGGCAGGAUACUCUGGGGAAGAUGUACCAUUGCAAGCCCCAAGCAAUUUUACAUUAAAUCAAGUAAAGUCCAGUACAAGCGCACAAUUCUCGUGGAAUCCGGUUCCUGAGGAAUCGGUACGUGGUGAGUUACAAGGGUACAAGAUCCAAACGUGGACAGAAAAGGAUGGUGAAAAGGGAAUGCGAGAAAUUGAUAUAAGAGGUGGUAAUAGAACUCACGCAUUGGUUACCAAGUUUGUUCCCUUCAGCAAGAACUAUGUUCAAAUAUUAGCAUACAACGGACGAUAUGCUGGACCACCUUCUGAAACUUUAAGCUUCGACACACCAGAAGGCGUUCCAGGAACAGUCCUCAAUCUUGAGGCAUUCCCAAUGGGUUCUAGCGCUUUGUUUUUAGUGUGGACAAAACCUGCAGAACCAAAUGGUAUCCUGACUGGCUACAGAAUAUAUUACGAACCUGUAAACGGAACCAGGCUGGGACUCUUGUUGGAGAGAAAACCACAUAUUACAGAUCCAGAAGCCACCAGUGCAAAACUAGCUGCUCUGGCGCCUGACACAAAGUAUCGUGUGCACAUCCGAGCAACAACAAAAGUUGGAGAGGGAAACGACUACUUUAUCGAACAAAAAACACGCCCGUCUCAACGCCCUGACGUGCCACAAUUCACGUGGGAAGCCAUCCCGAAAGAAAACGGAUACUCGAAUGUGAGAAUAAUCUGGCAGCUGAAUCUCAAUGGGAAUCCGGGAAGUCAUUUUUUCGUAAAGUACAAACUCAAAGGUGAAACGAUAUCAACCCAGACUGAGCCAGAGUUUCAGUCGAAUACGAUUGAAAUUCGCGGAUUGCAAAGUGGUGAGGUUUACGUGAUGUCUGUCGUUGCUGUUGAUGGCAACUACUUUACGGAAAGUGAAUCUCAAGAAGUAGAAACUAGCAGCGAGGGACCUAUCAUUCAGCCUAAAGAGAAUGUCGCGACUGCUGGAUGGUUCAUAGGAAUGAUGUUAGCAAUUGCCUUUCUUCUUCUGGUACUUAUAAUUGUAUGCGUGAUUAAACGUAACAGAGGUGGGAAAUACGCGGUGCAUGAAAGAGAAUUAGCUGCCGGACGCGGUGAUUACCCAGAUGAAGGUGGUUUUCACGAGUACUCGCAACCUUUAGACACCAAAUCAGCAGGUGGUCGCGCUUCUCUUGCAUCUUCUUCCCAUCAAGAUGGAAAGCAUCCUGAAUCUGAUACUGAUUCUAUGGCAGAAUAUGGAGAGGGAGAUACAGGACGUUUCACAGAGGAUGGUUCUUUCAUUGGACAAUACGGGCCCAAAGGUAGACCGGAAGAAACACCACCCAUUCCGAGCGGCACUAUGGCCACAUACGUGUAACCUUUGGCAUUAUCUUAUUCAAGCCGCAUAAACAUUGUUUUUCUGUCAGAAGUAAGGUUUCCAAUCCUUACAAGCUGCAGCAGCUCUGCUAUACAUCUUGCGCUGGGCGCAACGUCCAACACUAUACUGCCAAUUAGACUUUUGGUUUUGGGUUUUAUAGUUCACAUAGAGAAAGAUAAGUAUAAAUGUUUCUAUGUCGAGCCGAGUAAAGGCUAUAUAAGUCAUGCACAACGUUUGUACAUGCGUGCCGUUUAAAAAUUAAUUCCUCAUGAAUAUUUAACACAUGUCCAGAUAUGUGUUGUUCGAAUGUUUUAACAAUUUUUUUAGUAUUUUUGAGAAAAAAAUUGAUCUGCGACGAUUAUUUGAUCUACGUGAUUGCGUGUAUUACGAAGUACGAUUUGUUAGUUGAUCGAGAAUUAUUUACAAUUAAUGAAUUUGUUGAAGAUCUUUGACUAAUUAUAGAACCCAAAGACGAUAGAAGUGUCUCAUAGCGUGCAAGUUAUUUAUGGACAUAAUAUAGUAGAAAGUAUUGUAACGUCGACCGUAACAUUUGAUACGGCCAGAUUGAGAAUUGACACUUCAAAUCAUCACAGGGUAUACGAGUUAUGUUUAUAUUAUUCUAAGUAUGUGUAUUGCAAAAAGGGAAGUAUGAAGCAUUUUUAAGGCUGCAUAUAGAGUUCAUGUCUUUCAAACGAAGAUAAUCAAUAAAUCGUAUUACCCAAAAAUUAGUUAAUACAUGACACAGGCUGGUAUUACUCAUAUGCAAUCUUGAAAACGAAGGGAUUGAUAAGUAUAGUGUCGCAAUCUGGUCUCGACUGGAACUAACUUUAUUUAGAAAAAAAAAAGAAAAUGAGGAAAGAAUUGUUCUGAGGAUCUUUAGAUGCAAUCAAUUUUUACUCUGCCGACAGAGGGCCAAAUAUAACGAAUCAGUAACUAUCUACAAUUAUUGUGCACUUUCAUUAAUAAUACACGAACAACAAGAGUAUAUGAAAGAUAUUAUUAUUAUCAUUACUGCUACUUCUACUACUAUCAUUAAUUAUUAUUAUUAUUAUUAUUAUCAUCAUCAUCAUUAUCAAUACUAAUUAUUAUCAUUAUUAUUAUUACCAAUACUAGAAUAUAAAAAAAAAACAUUGUACAUGCACUACGGUAGUUAAAAAAAAUGUCACAUGGCCUCUAAUUGUUGCUUUUUGUAUGUGAAAUGUGCUUUAGCUAAGAAUGAAAGUCCUCUUUCUUCUUAUCGAUGUUUACUUUAUUUUUGGUAAUUUUAUUAUAAUCCAAUAAAUAUAGGGUAUAAUAUAAUAUAUAAAAGAAACUAUUGAAUAUAUAGAGACGUAUAUUGAUUAUUGAUUGAAAUUAGAAUUAAAAGAAUGCGAUCACACGUGAGCAGCUAUUAUUACGUUUUAGUGUGUGAAGUGUUAUUACAAGAAACAUAAGGAGUUUGUUAAUUUCUCCGAGAAUAAAUUUAAUGUUUUUUAUUUACUCUAUUAAGUUAAUAUAUUCAAUGUAAUGUACAGGUUGUCUGCAAAAGUGUCGUGAGCAAAUAUAUCAGGUACAAAAAUAAAAAAGGUACAAAAUAUAGAAUACUUACAAUACAUGUGCGUGUAAAGUUCGUAAAAAUCUAUAUGAUACUAUCGAAAUAGUAUACACCUUUCAGCCUACGAAAAAAAAAAAAUCGAAUUGAAUUGCGAUUGUUCUUCGAAGUUGGCUUCUAAAAUUUU
Messenger RNA from Frieseomelitta varia, 5628 nucleotides. RefSeq names its product neuroglian (gene Nrg). NCBI's taxonomy places the organism in Eukaryota, Metazoa, Arthropoda, Insecta, Hymenoptera, Apidae. Gene Ontology annotation, molecular function: protein binding. Gene Ontology annotation, biological process: cell-cell adhesion. The record is from RefSeq and is a predicted model, not a curated record. Bases 155 to 3910 code for a protein of 1251 amino acids. The transcript is spliced from 8 exons.